This is a messenger RNA of Erigeron canadensis, 1690 nucleotides long. RefSeq names its product amino acid transporter AVT6A-like. Gene Ontology annotation, biological process: amino acid transmembrane transport. Gene Ontology annotation, molecular function: amino acid transmembrane transporter activity. NCBI's taxonomy places the organism in Eukaryota, Viridiplantae, Streptophyta, Magnoliopsida, Asterales, Asteraceae. The record is from RefSeq and is a predicted model, not a curated record. Bases 100 to 1530 code for a protein of 476 amino acids. The transcript is spliced from 5 exons.
GAUUCCGACACGCACUUCAAUCCUUUCCUACAUUUCACCAACCAUAUAACAAGCUAGCCCAAAAACGUUUUGUACAUUUAUUUCAAACAAAAAGAAACCAUGACAAUCUUAGCAGCAGAAACUAAGAAACAACACAAAAACACAUCAUCAAGAAAUAAACACAAAAAGAAAGACAGCACCCAUGUAUCAGUUUCAGUUAACGAAAAAACCCCUUUAGUUUCAAAGAAUUACAAAAAAGGUGGCCAUAAUAAUAAUGAGUUCAACAAUGCAUCGAUGUCGGGUGCGGUUAUGAACCUUUCGACAACGAUCAUAGGGGCCGGUAUCAUGGCGUUACCGGCUACUAUGAAAGUGUUGGGACUAGGUGUCGGUAUAGUUGUGAUUGUACUUGUUGCGAUAUUAUCGGAAUCAACGGUUAGGAUAUUGUUGAAGUAUAGCAAACAAGGAGGUGCAGAAUCUUAUGGUGGGUUGAUGGGGGAUGCAUUUGGUGAUGUUGGAAAAAAAGUGUUGCAAGGUUGUGUGGUGGUUAAUAAUAUUGGUGUUCUUGUUAUCUAUAUGAUUAUUAUUGGUGAUGUAGUUGCGGGAUCAACUUCAAAUGGGGUGCACCACCCUGGUCUAUUGGAAGGCUGGUUUGGACCACACUGGUGGACUGGUAGAGUCUUUGUGCUUCUAGUCACAACACUUGGUGUGUUUGUUCCGUUAGCAUCCCUCAAGCGUAUGGAUUCACUAAGCGUUACAUCCAGUUUAGCCGUCGCACUAGCUGUAGUUUUCCUUAUAAUCACUGCAGGAAUCGCCAUCUAUAAGAUCGUAGAUGGUAGUCUCCCAAUGCCAAGAUUACUUCCAGAUGUUACAGAUAUUAACUCUGUUUGGAACCUAUUCACUGCAGUCCCUGUUCUUGUGACUGCUUAUAUAUGCCAUUUUAACGUGCAUACUAUUCGCAACGAGCUUGAAAACCCUUCACUUAUUGAACCAAUUGUACAGAUUUCAUUGGUUUUAUGUACAUUUGUGUACAUAAUGGUUAGUUUCUUUGGUUUUGUACUCUUUGGUGACUCUACGAUGGGUGAUAUAUUGUCAAACUUUGAUUCUGAUUUGGGUGUUCCUUUUAGUGUUCAACUCAAUGACAUAGUUCGUGUCAGCUACGCCCUGCAUCUUAUGCUAGUUUUCCCUCUUGUAUUUUAUGCUCUACGUCUUAACACAGACGGCCUGUUCUUUGAAUCAUCCGGGCUGCCUUUGGAAUUAGACAACAAGCGGUUUGCUAUUGUUAGUGUAGGUCUUCUUUCGGUUAUAUACUUGGGUGCUAAUUUUGUCCCAAGUGCCUGGGAUGCUUUCCAGUUUACAGGAGCAACUGCUGCUGUUUGCAUUGGGUUCAUUUUUCCUGCUUCUAUUGCUAUAAGGGAUGUUCAUGGGAUUGCAACGAAAAGCGAUAAAAUGUUGGCUGUUUUGAUGAUUGGUUUGGCUGUGUUUGCAAAUGUUGUGGCUAUAUAUAGUGAUGCAUAUGCCUUAUUCAAAAAAAACCCUUCUACGCGUGCUUGAUUUUGUGAUGGCACGAGACAAAUCAACUCGGGUUUCUUUGGUCAAACCGAGCCAAAUUUUGUAUAAAAUGAUUGUGUUUGAUGGUGUAUGUGGAAGUGUAUAAGAACUCAUUUGAAAGGAGAAUUUGUAAUAAUAUUGUCGUACUAUGAUAUUGUUGUCA